AUGACUGAAUCAAUAAUAACUAUUUCACCUAAAACAUCACCAUAUCGUUCUCAAAUUCAAACUCGUAUUGCAUCACCAGGUUCAUUAUCAUCUAUUAAUUUUUAUAUAUCACCAUCAAUUAAUCGAACUAUUGAUCAUCAUCAUCAUAAUUCAGUAUCAAAUGAAAAAUUACAAUUAAGAAAAUUAAAUGAUCAAUUCUUAUCAUAUAUUGAACGUAUUCAUUUAUUUGAAACAUAUAAUAAUUGUUUAAAUAUAUAUUGUGAAAAUAUUAAAAAUGCACAAGAACGUAUAAAAAAUAAAUUAGAUUUACUUAAACAAGAAUUUCAUGAAUAUCAACAAGAAAAAUUAAAUCGAGAAAAAAAAGAUAUUGAAUUAGAAAAUGAAUUUAUUAAUGAUAUUGAAAAACAAGUUGAAGAAUAUAAAAAUAAAAAAAAUUUUCUUCAACAUGAACAUGAAUUAUAUAGAAAACAAAUUAUCGAUUUACAACAACAAUCUAUUGAUUUACAAUCUAAAACAGAAAAAUUACGUUCUGAUUAUGAAAAUUUAAAUGAUGAUAGUAAUCAUUGUCGAAGACAAAUGUCCUACUGUCAAUUAUUUAAAUCAUCAAUUCUCGAUGAAAUAACUCGUCAACGUGAUAUACAUCAACGUAUACAAUUAGAAGUUGAUGAUUUAAAAAUACAAAAACAAUUAACAAUACAAGCACAUGAAGCUGAUACUCAAGCAAUUGAAAUUCAAAAUGAUAAUAUUUUAUAUGAUUUAACAACACAUUUUCGUUUAGAUGGAAAUGAAAAAAAUAUUUUAACACAAAUGUUAAAUGAAAUUCGUGAAGAAUAUAAAAUGAAAGAUAAUGAAAUGCGUGAAGAACUUCAUCGAAAAUAUUUAUAUGAAUAUAAUCGACAUAUAAAACGUAUUGAUGAAAAUUUAAUUGAAACGAAUCGAGAUUACAUUGAACGACAUCAUUUAUCUAAUGAAUUAAAUUCUUUAAAUGAUAAUCGAUUAUUAUUACGUCAAAAAUUAACUUUAAUACAAGAACAAUAUAAACAAUUAGAAAUAAAUUUUCAACGAGAAACUAAACGACAAAACGAUAUGAAUGAAAAAUAUGAUCAUGAAAUAAAUAAUUUAAGUUUAUCUGUUCGAGAAUAUGAAAAUCUUCUUAAUAAUAGUUCAUUAAUUCGUCAAUCAACAAUUGCAGAUGAAGUUAAUAAAUAUAGUCAAUUACUUGAAGGUUCAGAUCAACAAAUAGGUCUUCGACAAUUAAUCAACAUGUCAAAUAAAAUUGAUUAUUUUUCACCUAUUAAUUAUUCAACGAUUCCUCCAAUUAAUAAAUCCGAACCAGCAUCAACAGUUCUACUUGUUAAAUCUCGCACUCGUCAAAAUUCUACAAGUGAAACAUCAUAUGAAACAGCACAUAUAUCAACAACAACAACUAAUCAACAAUAUCUUACUUUAGAUUCAGUUAAUGAAAAAGUAUUUCAAAACGAUUAUGAUACUGACAAUGAUCAAUCACAAACUAUUCAAUAUAUAUCUGGACGUAAUAGUCGAUUAAUAAGUGAAACAGAUCUAACAACAACAAAUCAAGAAUCAAAACCACCGACCGAUGUUAUCAAACAUAAUGAAACAAUCGAUGAAAUACCUAUUGAUAUAUCUCAUACAGAAGGUCUAAUAAAUCAAACAUUACCAUUCAUACCGAUGAAUAUAAUAUCUCAAGUUGAUAUAGAUGAAAAUAAAUCUAUUAUAUCUGAUGAACACCAAUCUCCAUUAAUAUCUACAUUUGAAAAACGAGAAGAUUUAGACCAAACAAAUAUCGAAUCAAAUAUUUUAACAUCAUCAGAAACAAUUAUUCCAAUUACUAUUGAUAUUAAUUCAAUAACAAGUGAAGAAUUAAAUCAAGCAAAAAUUAUAUCACCAUCAACAUUAAAUAUAUCUAUUAAUGAACAAUCAAAAUCAAUUGUAUCACCUAAAUCUAUAUCAAAUCAAUCCGAAAUUGAAUCAACUAUUGUUGAAGUACCAGUAUCAACAUUACCAGCAGUAAAUCCAUUAAGUAAAUUAAUUUCAACAAUGUUACCUAAUGCAACUCCAUUUGUACCAAAUUCAAACAUUACCAAUAAUCAAUCAGUUACACCUUCAUCAAUACCAAUAUUGACAAUGAAUAAUAAUGCACCACCUUUUAUUCCCAGUCAACAUCAACAUGCAAAUAAUCAACAGCAUAUGAAUAAUACUAAUGUUGGACAUUGGAGUGGAAGUGGUACACGAGGAAAUAAUCGUCGUGGACAAAAUACUGGUGGCGGUAGUUUUCAUCAUGGUGGUGGUGGAAAUCAACGGUCUGGAGGUGGUGGCAAUUGGCAACAAGGUGGUGGUCAGCAUAAACAACGUCGUGGACAAAAAUAA
Molecule: messenger RNA, 2388 nt
Organism: Rotaria sordida
Lineage: Eukaryota; Metazoa; Rotifera; Eurotatoria; Philodinida; Philodinidae
Source: the annotation of a GenBank genome assembly